AUGCAUUGGAUCCAGCUCGCUUCUUCUCUCACUGUUGUUCUGAUUUUCUUCGCCUUCCUAGGUGAAGCCGCCGAGUGCACAAACCCAGCAGUCAGGAAGGAGUGGCGUACAUUGUCCACCAUCGAGAAGGCUGCCUGGAUUGCCGCCGUCAAGUGUCUAGCAUCGCUUCCUCACGAUCCCAAUCUCGCACCAAUCGUCAACAGAACGAUCUCCAAUAUCCCCCCUAUCAAUAAUUCGAGCAGUUACUGGGACGACCUCGUUUACAUUCACAUGGACCUUAAUACUCGGGCAAGUUUCCGAAUCAUCCAUAGCACAGGUCUCUUCUUCCCGUGGCAUCGCUGGUAUGUAGCGGUGAUCGAAAGCGCCAUGAAGUCUAAGUGCGGCUAUGCCGGCACCGCUCCAUACUGGAACUGGUCUCUUGAUUCCGCCGAUGUAAAGAACAGCCCUCUCUUCCUAGACUCUGACCCUAUCAGCGGCCUGGGUGGCUGGGGCGACCCGGCUAAGGACAUUCAAGUCCAGGAUGGUGCAUUCCGUGACCUGCAGCUCGCCUACCCUGUGUCACACACCCUCCGGCGCAACUUUACCCUGCGACCGUACAUCGCACUAGCGGACAAUCCAACCAUCCUUGACCCCACCCUAGAAGCCAACGUGUCGUUCACCCCCGCAGAGGUGCAGAAGAUGGUGCACUGGACUCCAGGCGACUUCCCUGGCAUGCAGUUCUACAUGGAGCGGCCGGAGGGCCCGCAUGGAAACGUGCAUGAAAUUCUGGGAGGUGACUUGGGUGGCUACUGCCCGGCGGACGCAUACCCCGACUGCGAGCCCCAGCCCACUUUCUCUGCCAACGAGCCGAUCUUCCAAAUGCACCACGCGAUGGUCGACAAGGUCUGGUAUGACUGGCAGCAUGCCAACCCACAGAACUUCUGGGCGUACCACGGUGGUUCUGUGCAGAACAUCACAUCCCUACAGGCGUUAAGCGAAUAUCCCAAUGGCAUGCCGCCCUAUCUCUCGCUGAACUCCAAGAUCCCGGCUGAUGGCAUGUUCGACGAAGUGACGAUCUACGAUGUCAUGAACACGACCGGCGGUUACCUUUGCUACGUCUACGAGUAG
Molecule: messenger RNA, 1107 nt
Organism: Dichomitus squalens LYAD-421 SS1
Lineage: Eukaryota; Fungi; Basidiomycota; Agaricomycetes; Polyporales; Polyporaceae
Product: Di-copper centre-containing protein
Exons: 8
Coding region: 1-1107 (368 amino acids)
Molecular function (GO): oxidoreductase activity
Source: RefSeq, a predicted model, not a curated record